Molecule: messenger RNA, 744 nt
Organism: Alternaria ventricosa
Lineage: Eukaryota; Fungi; Ascomycota; Dothideomycetes; Pleosporales; Pleosporaceae
Exons: 1
Coding region: 1-744 (247 amino acids)
Biological process (GO): regulation of gene expression; primary miRNA processing; rRNA processing
Cellular component (GO): nucleus
Molecular function (GO): double-stranded RNA binding; ribonuclease III activity
Source: RefSeq, a predicted model, not a curated record
AUGGACGUCGUCUUCGCCGCAACAGAGGCAUACAUCGGACCGAGAGCGUUGACCACAAUCGCAAGCGAAUGGGGUAUUGAGGCGGCGGCGGAGCCGGGUGGUGAAGUCGACCCUGGCUUAUUACAAUUCAAGAGGAUACAGUCGGGCGAUGCCCUCCCAGCGGAGUUGAGGCGGCAAGCACCCUGGAAGUGGAAUAUUACCACCACACACAAAAUCAUGAAGACAGACGAAUUUGGCUCCGACAAUGCCGCACCCAGCCCGCACGCGCUACAAAGCACGCCAGUACCACUGGAAGAGGCAGCCCAAUCCUUCGUCCGGGCCCUCAUCGGCGCAUUGCACGUCCACCUUGGCUCCCCACUCGUCAAGCGCUUCUUCCGCGACCACUUCCUCAGUCGACAUCUCGAUAUCAGCACAAUUUUCGAUUUCCGAAUGCCGACACGCGAUCUCUCACGGUUAUGCGCACGAGAAGGCUUCGAGCCACCGGUUGCCCGAUUGAUCUCAGAAACUGGUCGCUUGAGCAGACAUCCUGUCUUCGUGGUUGGGGUAUACAGCGGAAAGGACAAGCUAGGAGAGGGAUCAGGCAGUUCAUUAGAUGAGGCCAAGACAAGAGCAGCGGCAGCAGCAUUGAAGGCAUGGUACCUAUACAAGCCGGUCGAGGUCACCGUCCCGAGCAGCAUGGAGGGCGAGUUGGAUACGAGCAAGUGGCGGCCAAACCACGUCGACCACGGAGAGGUCAUUGUGUAA